AUGGUCGUGCAGAAUAUGUGCUUUGGAAUUGUUGCUCAACCUGUGAGGAAGAAGGCCAAAAAACAUUCCAUUAGCGACUCUGUGAGAGAUCAAGAACCUCUCCACGUGCAAAACCAGAGGGAGUAUGAGGAACGCUUGCGAAGGGAAGCCAGAGAAGAGCAGAAGGAGGAGCGAGCGAGUCUUAUGGCCAUGUGGAAGGAGAUGAUGGAGUUUCAAGGGAACCUCUUAAAGGAGUUUAUUCAGCGUCCAUCUCUGCCUUCACUUCCAUCUUACCACAGACAUGCUCUUCACAACCAAGGACGCUCUAGUUUUCCAAGCACUAGCUACAUGGCACCGUACGACUCUCCAGGAGCUGAAACUGAGAAUGAAAGUGCAAUCUCACACGAGGAAGAGGAGGAGGAGGAGAAAUAUGUUAUUCCAGCCGAGACUGCACCCGUGUUGGACGUUCAGCCUGUUAACCGUGCAAACGACGGCCAAUCAAACACAGCAGAGACCGAUUCAGCAGGAAAGAGCGAUCUGGAGAUGUCUGUGCUACGCAGACAGGAAAUAGUCUUACAGCUUCAGGAAGAAUACUACUCACUCAAAAUCAAGUAUCUGAAACACAAGAUGGCCAAGGAUCCAUGACCGAACGCUAAAGAGGAGUGUUAACUGUUCUGCUCUUUCAAGCUGUGAAAACUUGCUUUGCAAAUGUAGAUGUUCUCAGCUGGACUGUGGAAAAUAUCAAUGUGUAGUUGUCUGUGCACCUCAUAUCUCUUGUAGUUCAUAUUACAUAUUUUGACCAGUAGAUGGCAAGGUGGUUACUUCAUAGAAAUUAACAGGUAGGUCUAGGUUUUUCUUUAAAUAUGCGAAUAUUUAUAAACAUUUGCAAAUUUUUAUGGCAGUUUACCAGCAGUUAUUGGUUUUUGGGACAUUAUUUUGCAAAAUUCUCCCCAUUUUCUCCACUAUAUUGGGCUUAUUAUAAAUGAUUCAUUGGUUUAUGUAACACCCACUUUCACAAUCAAUUCCUGAUGGAUAACAGUCUUGCUCUACCUUUCAUUUUCUGUUUUGCACAUUACAGCAGUAAAAUGUGUUGCAAAUACAUUUUAAUGUUGACUAAAGGAAUUAACGUGAGCUGGA
Sinocyclocheilus grahami is the source of this 1116-nucleotide messenger RNA. RefSeq lists its product as uncharacterized. Bases 1 to 624 code for a protein of 207 amino acids. The transcript has 3 exons. The record is from RefSeq and is a predicted model, not a curated record. Lineage: Eukaryota; Metazoa; Chordata; Actinopteri; Cypriniformes; Cyprinidae.